AAUACCCCCCUUAAAAUUCAAACUUUAGAAGAUUACCCAUCAAUGUAUGAUCUCUCCAUAUCUCCGCCCUUUGGUAUUUUCACAGCUCCAGUUCAAGACCCUAGCACUCCAGAAGGUGAUAAUGCUGCUUUCCAUCUAAAGAGAGAAUCUUAUAAUGGCGUAACUGCGUCCCAAGUUACAAUGUCUGUUUUGUGUAAGUAUGAUUCCAAAGGUCGUCAUGCUAACAUGGCCGAUGCCACGAAACGUCAACCUAUAAUCUCAGUCGCUGAUGAAUUAAAUAUAAACGAAGACCCGCAAAAAGAAAGCUCCUCGAGGGCAAAAAGAUUGAAAUCUGCUAUAAACCAAGUCAAUGAAAUUAAAGAAAUUGAGAGUGCUGAAGUUCAACAUAAUACAGAAGUUCAACAUAAUGCAGAAGUUCAACAUAAUGCAGUAGAUUUAACACGAUUAGACGAAAAUUCUGCUAAACACUUACAUACCACAGUUGAAACAGAUACUGACAGACUAUAUUCAGAUGAAAAACAACCAAAUAAUCUCGAUGAUAAAGACACACCUUAA
Racocetra fulgida is the source of this 555-nucleotide messenger RNA. Lineage: Eukaryota; Fungi; Glomeromycota; Glomeromycetes; Diversisporales; Gigasporaceae. The record is from the annotation of a GenBank genome assembly.